Messenger RNA from Physcomitrium patens, 276 nucleotides. NCBI's taxonomy places the organism in Eukaryota, Viridiplantae, Streptophyta, Bryopsida, Funariales, Funariaceae. The record is from the annotation of a RefSeq genome assembly.
AUGGAUGAAAUAAAAUACCCGGUACUUACAGAAAAAACAAUUCGGUUAUUAGAAAAAAACCAAUAUACUUUUGAUGUUAAUAAAAAAUCAACUAAACCACAAAUAAAAAAAUGGAUUGAAAAUUUUUUUAAUGUUAAAGUAAAAGCAAUAAAUAGCCAUAUACCACCUGAAAAAAAAAAAAGAAUAGGUCCAAUUAUAGGACAUUCAGUACGCUAUAAACGAAUGAUUAUUACACUUAAAACUGGUUAUUCUAUUCCACUCUUUUCAAACAAAUAA